Molecule: messenger RNA, 2741 nt
Organism: Phasianus colchicus (ring-necked pheasant)
Lineage: Eukaryota; Metazoa; Chordata; Aves; Galliformes; Phasianidae
Gene: GLIPR2
Product: GLI pathogenesis related 2
Cellular component (GO): extracellular region
Source: RefSeq, a predicted model, not a curated record
ACUCAAUGAUCAUUGUGGUUCUUUGCAACCCAGGCCAUUCUAUGAUUCAUUCAUUCUAUGAUUCAUGUAGGGGGAUACUCUAAUUCAUGUGAACUGGGCACUCUCUAUUUUAGAACAAAUGUCUUCAAAACUGUUUCUUUAACUCUGUAUCUUUGGUGAAUUUAUCUUGAGGUAUAAGUAUCCCUUUGGAAAACCAGCUCCGCUGUUUAAAAUCUCAGUUCUUUGCAGGCAUCUUGGUUGGAGCUCCCUAAUAAUGUAUUGUUUCUAGCUGUUGGAUUAUACUUAAAGCUGUAUUCUUUCCAAGUAUUAUGACUAAAGACUUUGCAUUGGUUUUGCUUCACUUAGUAGAACUGAGAGACAUAACAUAAGACAUCGGUACCUCUGGCAGCCUUUUUCCUUGGAUGCUGCAGGCUGCUGAAACAAACGCAUGCUGAAACUCCCCUAUCAUAGAGGAGUGCCUCCCCUGGCUGUAACUGCUGCAAACACUCCAGCCAAAUGUGGGGACCUCCUGUAUCCUCCCACUAGCCUUCUCCUUUUGAACAGCAUGUGGAUUAGCAGGUGAUGCAGCCUCCUCUCCUCAGAGAGCCCAAAGCAAAAAAAAAAACCAAACCAAAACAAAAAAAACCAUCAGGGAGUAUUUCAGCAGGAAAUGAGCCGAUGGUGAGCUGGCUGCUCUUUGUUGCUGUGUUGCUAGGGCUCCCGUCGCCGCAUGGCUCUGACCCUAUGCAGCUGUGCGAGGAGGAGAACGGGGUCUGGAGCAACGUCAUCCCAGAGGGGAUAUCCACAGCAGCAGCUGCCUGGGAGCUGGGAAGGUGGCAGAGAAAAGAAAGUGUCAUUUCUUCCAAUCCCCCUCCAACCCUGUGUGUUGGGAAGGGACCUUGCCCUCCUUGCUUUCUAAAAACUAAGUGGAGGAGGUGGGGAGGGAGUAAUUUGCUCUUUGACUUCUGGAUGGUGAGUGCAGAAUGCUCUCAGACAGAGAAGAAUGAGCUCACUUCCAAACAAUUUGCUGAAGAGGUCUUGAAAGCACACAAUGACUACAGGAAGAAACAUGGAGUCCCCCCAUUAAAACUGUGCAAGAAGUUAAACAGAGGAGCCCAACAGUAUGCAGAAGAACUGGCAGCCUCAAGGAUCCUCAAACACAGCUCUGAGUCUGCUAAUGGAAAAUGUGGAGAGAACUUGGCCUGGGCAUCCUACGAUCAAACAGGGAAGGAUGUUGCUGACAGAUGGUACAGUGAAAUAAAGAAUUACAGCUUUCAAAACCCAGGGUUUUCUUCAGGGACAGGUCAUUUCACAGCAAUGGUUUGGAAGAACACAAAGAAAAUGGGAGUUGGAAAAGCAUCUGCUAGUGAUGGUUCUACAUUUGUGGUAGCUAGGUACGAUCCAGCUGGAAACGUAGUAAAUCCAGGCUACUAUGAAGAAAAUGUCCUUCCUCCAAGAAAAUAACCUUUCUUUAGAGGUAGUCUUAUUGCUUUGUGACAGAUGAACCUAGGUUUGGACUUAACACUGUUUGAAGUGAAGUACAAUUCAAUGAAAUUUCCUGUUGGAUACUGCUGCUCACUUCUCAUUGCAGAAGAAGCAAUUACAUGUUGCUUGAGUCAAUCUGCACAUUAGGUCCCUAUUGAUUCUGAGGAGACUUCAGUUUAUCUGAGGAUGAAGUAUAUGCAGCAUUUCUGAGGGGUAAAAGUUUCUAGCUUGUUCUUUUUUCUGUUAGCUUGCAUGAACUCUGUGUCGGCAUGUGAAAAUACACAUGUUGGAUGUCUUUUUCUAAACAGGCAAAUUCGUAGCUUUAUGUAAACUGAAGGUACCAGUUUGUAACUAUAUCACGUAUUCCAGGUUUUCUAUUUUUUGCUAUUAAGUGCAACUUCUUUGCUCCGUCUGUACCUUUUUCUACUGUGAAGUCUCAUCCCUACAGCUUGAACAUAUGCAAAGCCUCCUGUAUGAAAGUUACACAUAUAAAAUGCAGUGGAAUCCAGACAUAUAUGCUUUCAUUAAAAGGAUCUCACAGGACACUAAGACUACACUGGCAAAGUUGUAUCAGUCAAGCAAGCUAUAACUCAUGCAUGACCAAAAAAUUAGUAGAAAUGUUUAAAUCUUAGCUUUACAUUUUAGGUGCUAAUAUUUAAAAACACAACACUAUCUUACAGUUUACAGAAUAUACAUUGUCUUAUAAUCAAAUUGAUUAUUUCCGUUCCAGAAAAGCAAGGUACUGCCAUUUCUCUUUGAUAUUUACACACAAAAUAAAUUUCUCUGGGAAAUCAUCAUGGAUUUCAUUUCACAAUAACUUAUUUUUAUUUCCUAGAGAAUAUCUUCUGCAGACAUUGAUAUUCCCAAAUCAUAAUUAAGAGAUGUUUACUCUUAGUUCAUACAAUUCAAAAAGUUCACGUACUGUGCUUCAAUUUGGGAUUUUCUUUUCUAUGUAGGGAUUUCUUUUGACUUCUGCUGACAUUUGGCUCAUGAAGAGUGCCAUUGCAGAAAUACUUACUUUUGUUUACACAGUUGUAAUAAACUGCACUGUUACAGCUUGAUGAUAUGUCACUGUGAUGCUAUAUAUUACAAUCCUUUUGCUGUAACCAAGAAUUUAAUACAUAUUAUAAGCAUCUGAAAAUGAUAUAUUUUUGAAUAUGAAUCACUGAAGUCUUUGCUGUUACCUGAAUCUUUGUUGAAUAAUCUUUAAAUUUUAUUUCCAAGACAUUAACAUAGGACAAUAUUACUUAAGUAAUGAAGUGAAAAAAAAAAAAAAA